Messenger RNA from Dicrocoelium dendriticum, 599 nucleotides. The record is from the annotation of a GenBank genome assembly. Lineage: Eukaryota; Metazoa; Platyhelminthes; Trematoda; Plagiorchiida; Dicrocoeliidae.
GUUGAUUUAGCCAGCGGUCUUUUACCCGGUGUUGCAUAUACCAUAUCAAGUUCAUUGUCAGUUGAUUGAAGUGACUGCAGAGUACCAAGCUUCCAUGCAUUCUCUCGCCUGCUUCGAAUUUCCACUUGCUAGCAUCAUUGCAUUGCUAAAGUCCACUGGUUUCCCUCUUGGUAUUUAUGCAAGCAAGAAAACCACUAAAGGAAUGGACACAAGCAAAGUGACCGAUAAACUCAAAGGUGGCAUGGAUUACGUGAAGAGUAUGUUCCAAGGAAUGGGUGGUAGUGGUAGCGAUCAGCGGUACACCCUGGAUGAACUGAACGAUUACGUUGAUAGAAAGAAAAUUUCCAUGGACAAGGAGAAGAUCAAAUCCUGUUUCCAACCAGAUCAACACGGCAAGAUGGAUCUGAAUGAGUUUUGUAAGAAGAUGUCGGACCAUGUUACUCCCUCUGAGGACUCGGCGCUAAGAAAUCCCAAAAAGAUGGUGGAGUAACUAACUAAUCUAGAUUAGAUAUUAAUCAUAGACUUUAUUCGACUGUUUUAAUUAUUAAAGCAAGUGUAAUAACAGCUCAAUGUUGUUGUAGUUUCUUCGUGGAUAUUAC